Pipistrellus kuhlii (Kuhl's pipistrelle) is the source of this 912-nucleotide messenger RNA. It is a transcript of the gene CDKN1A, whose product is annotated as cyclin dependent kinase inhibitor 1A. Gene Ontology annotation, cellular component: nucleus. Gene Ontology annotation, molecular function: cyclin-dependent protein serine/threonine kinase inhibitor activity. The transcript has 3 exons. The record is from RefSeq and is a predicted model, not a curated record. Gene Ontology annotation, biological process: signal transduction by p53 class mediator; regulation of mitotic cell cycle. The coding region runs from base 150 to 644 and encodes 164 amino acids. Lineage: Eukaryota; Metazoa; Chordata; Mammalia; Chiroptera; Vespertilionidae.
CAGAACGUUUAUAAGCCGGGAGCGCCGGGCGGCGGCAGCUGAGAGGUGAGCAGCUGCUCGGGUGGCAGCUUGGGAUCCGGAGCCCUUUCCGAGCCCGUUCCGUUCCGUUCCGUUCGCGAGCCGCAGACGCCGUCGGAGCUGCAGGCACCAUGUCGGAGCCGUCCCGGGACGCCCGCCCGGUCCCCCGCGGCAGCAAGGCCUGCCGCUGCCUGUUCGGCCCGGUGGACAGCGAGCAGCUCCAGCGAGACUGCGACGCCCUGAUGGCCAGCUGCGUGCAGGAGGCCUGCGACCGAUGGAACUUCGACUUUGUCACCGAGACACCGCUGGACGGCGACUUCGCCUGGGAGCGGGUGUGGAGCCUGGACCUGCCCAAGCUCUACCUGUCCUCGGGGCCGCGGCGGGCCCAGGACCGCCUGGCGAGGAGCAAGCGGUGCAGCAGCUCCCCGGCCGUGCUGCAGGGGGCCGCGCAGGAGGACCACGUGGACCUGUCGCUGUCCUGCACCCUCGUGCCUCGCUCCCCCGGGCAGCCGGAGGAGUCCCCGGGCGGGCCCAGCAUGUCCCAGGGCCGCAAACGCCGGCAGACCAGCAUGACAGAUUUUUAUCUCUCCAAACGCCGGCUGAUCUUCUACCAGAGGAAGUCCUAACGGCCCGCGGGAAGCCUCUCGCUCCUGGAAACACGGCGUCCCUCAGGCCCGCUCUCCACCCUGCGCCUUAGCCCUCAGUGUGUGUGUUAAUUAUUGUGUCUGUUUUAAUUUAAACUUCUCCUCGUGUACAUAGCCUGAUGGCCACCACCCCCCACCCCGCCCGCUGCCGGCAUUAGGAUUAUUUAAAGAAAACAGACAGCGGAAUGAUAGGCCUAUUCGAUUGCCAGGUAUUUUUAUUAUGCAAACUAUUAUUUAAAACUCCCCCCUC